Messenger RNA from Entamoeba histolytica HM-1:IMSS, 1689 nucleotides. RefSeq lists its product as uncharacterized. The record is from RefSeq and is a predicted model, not a curated record. Bases 1 to 1689 code for a protein of 562 amino acids. NCBI's taxonomy places the organism in Eukaryota, Evosea, Mastigamoebida, Endamoebidae. The transcript has 3 exons.
AUGGAGGUUGAUAAAACCCUUCAAGAUAAGCUUCAACAAAUAACCUCUUUAUUUCCACAAAUAUCACAACAACUUAUCAAAGAAGUGAUUCAUCUUUGUUACCAAUCAACAAAUAUUCCGAGUGUUGUGUUCCGCCUUGAAGAAUUUACACGAUCAAUAUGGCCAACUUAUAGACCUAUUGUAAUUGACAUAAUUGACUGUCUAUGUGACAAAACAAAUAAAACAGAUAUAUUUCUAACAUUGCAAUUUAUUAAACAAUUUUCAUUUAGGUUACUUGAAAUUAUUACAUCAGUGUCUAUGUGUAGAGAUAUUCAGAAACAACAACUUCUAGCAACCAUUAGAAAGUGGAAAACAUUAAAAGUAUUUGAAAAAACUUUAUGUGAAGAAUUAGAGUCAUUAGUCUCUUCAUCAAUUUACCAAUUCUCUAAUUAUGGAUCAACACAAAAGUUUCUUCCAAAUACAAACAGUUUUAUCAAUAAAAAAACAAUUACUUCAGCAGAAAUUAUCAAUAUAGACUCAUCUUCUGAUGAAACAUCUUUAAACCAACAAAUUAAUAAACGUUCUCUUUUACCAAAAUUUAAUAAUCCUAAAGUGGCUUUACUUCCAAAUAGUAAUGAUAAUUUCACAAGAAAUAACUACCACAAAACAAAUAACUUUGACACAUACCGUUAUUCAAGAAGUAAUUCUCUUUCCGUAAAUCAUUAUUACUCUUCUCAAAGUUUUGACAGUAGAAAUUCAAGAAACAGAUCUAGAGAAAGAUCAUAUUCUCGAAGUGGCUCAAGAGAUAAAAACUUUGGACUACUUCCUCGUUGGGAAAAUUCAAGAAAUCGUUACCAUUCGAGGUCUAUCAGUAGGUCAAGAAAAAGGAGUUCAAGAUCCUUUUCUAGAAGACGUACAUCUCCCAGAAAGUAUAAUUUCUCAGAAAGAAGGGAUAGUUAUUCAGAUAGAAGGAGAAGUUUAUCAAAAAGAAGAGCCUUUUUUAAAGACGAUAGAGCAUACACAUUUCCUGAGACUAGUGUAAAAGAUGACUCUGAACAAAAAACAAAUCAAUUAAAUAAAACACCCUUCUAUUUAAAAUCAAGUAGAAUAAAUAAAAGACAAGCUCAACAAAAAAGAAUGAAUGAACUAGAGUUUCGAGCAUUUAAUGAAAUAAAAGAAGGCAGUAGUAAUAGUUGUGACAGUCCUUCUCCAAGAAAAGAAGACAAUGACCUUUUUGAACAGUCGAGUGAAUUUCUUUUCCAUACUAAUGCUAAUACAAAAGUAAUAACUAACGAUGUACAUAAAAUUAAUAAAAAAAUGAUGCAAAAAGAAUUAGAUGAAAUUGUCUUACAACCUCCUAUUCCACAAAAGAAAAAUGAAACAAAACUAAUUAAAACAAAUGUUAUCAUAUUUUGUGAUAUUCCAUCAUCAUGGAAAACUAAAGAAGAUGUCAUCAACACACUUGGAGGUUCAUCGAUAAAUUCAGUUGAAAUAAUACCAGAGCAUAAGUGUUGUUUUGUUUCAUUUGUUAGACAUGAUGAUGCAAUGAGAUUUAAAGUAUCCCCAAUUCCUGGUUCAGGUGCAUGUUGGGGAAAAGAGAUAUGGAUGAAAAAUUAUAUAAUAAGAGAAGAUGGUGUUGUUGAAGUUCCUGUGAAAAUGAUUCCAAAUGAUGUUCAUAUAUUUAAUGAUGGUACGUAUGAAAUUUACUAA